This is a messenger RNA of Blepharisma stoltei, 1065 nucleotides long. The record is from the annotation of a GenBank genome assembly. NCBI's taxonomy places the organism in Eukaryota, Ciliophora, Heterotrichea, Heterotrichida, Blepharismidae.
AUGGACAAGCUUUACUUCAGCGAUAAGCCAGAACCCAGCAACAAAAAGAAAAUUGUGCUUUGUGCUCUCGGAGUAGUCGCCCUUGUUGGAGUCGUCGCUGCUUUUGCCACUCUUUCCAGUACCCCUUCAACCAAUUACACCCUUCAGCAAUUCGCUAUUGAAGAACAAGAAUUCCAGGGCUUUAUGGCCAAGUACAACAAAGCCUACGCCAAUGAAGAAGAAUACCAGGCACGCCUUAAAAUUUUCAGGGACAAUUAUGCCUAUGCCAGAGUCCACAACACCCUUGGCCGUUCCUAUCGUUUAGGAAUCACCCAAUUCAUUGACAUGACCCAAGAAGAAUUCUCCAGCAUUUACGCUCCUUACAAGUACCAGCUCCCUGAAAGGAAAAACCUGUCAGGAAACCUUAAAAACGCCACCAAUGUCACAAGCUGGGACUGGAGAGCAAAAGGCGCUGUGACCCCAGUAGGUAACCAAUUGCAAUGUGGAGACGGAUAUGCUUUUGCAGCUGCAGGAGCCGUAGAAGGAAUUUGGUUUAUCACAAACCACACCCUUGUAGCUCUUUCUGAACAAGAAAUCGUGGACUGCUCAACUAGAUUUGGAAAUGAAGGGUGCAACGGUGGCUUGCCAACUAACUCUUUCCAGUUUGCAAUGGCCCAUGGACUUACCAGCAAUACUAAUUACCCAUAUAAAGGAACCAAAGGCAAGUGCACAACUAAAGCUCAAAACCAGCCAGUUGCUAACAUUAUUAGCUAUCAAACUGCAGAGGCUAAUGCACCUAACAAUUUAAUGGGACUUGUAGUUCAGCAGCCAAUUACAGUUGUUGUCCAAUCAAACCAGGCAGCCUGGAGAAUGUACACUGGAGGCAUCAUUAGCCAAGAUUGCGGAACUGAUGUAGACCACUCAGUUUUGAUUGUUGGGUUUGAUAAUACUAAUAAUCCUCCUUAUUGGAUUGUUAAGAACUCCUAUGGACCAAGCUGGGGAGAAUCAGGAUACUUGAGAAUCGCUAUUACCUCUGGAGAAGGUGUUUGCGGGAUUAAUUUGUACCCUGCUUAUCCUGUUCGUUAA